Mya arenaria is the source of this 939-nucleotide messenger RNA. Its product is annotated as DNA-directed RNA polymerase II subunit RPB1-like. The transcript has a single exon. The record is from RefSeq and is a predicted model, not a curated record. Bases 1 to 939 code for a protein of 312 amino acids. NCBI's taxonomy places the organism in Eukaryota, Metazoa, Mollusca, Bivalvia, Myida, Myidae.
AUGAUUGACACAAAGUACAGCCCCAACAGUCAAACUAUGAUUGACACAAAGUACAGUCCCAACAGUCAAACUAUGAUUGACACAAAGUACAGUCCCAACAGUCUAACUACAAUUUACACAAAGUACAGGCCCAAAAGUCAAACUAUGAUUGACACAAAGUACAGUCCCAACAGUCAAACUACAAUUGACACAAAGUACAGACUCAACAGUCAAACUAGGAUUGACACAAAGUACAGUCCCAACAGACAAACUAUGAUUGACACAAAGUAUAGGCCCAACAGUCAAACUAGGAUUGACACAAAGUACAUUCCCAACAGUCAAACUACAAUUGACACAAAGUACAGUCCCAACAGACAAACUAUGAUUGACACAAAGUACAGUCCCAACAGUCAAACUACAAUUGACACAAAGUACAGUCCCAACAGUCAAACUAUGAUUGACACAAAGUACAGACCCAACAGUCAAACUACAAUUGAUACAAAGUACAGUCCCAACAGUCAAACUAUGAUUGACACAAAGUACAGUCCCAACAGUCAAACUACAAUUGACACAAAGUACAGUCCCAACAGUCAUACUAUGAUUGACACAAAGUACAGACCCAACAGUCAAACUACAAUUGACACAAAGUACAGUCCCAACAGUCAAACUACAAUUGACACAAAGUACAGUCACAACAGUCAAACUAUGAUUGACACAAAGUACAAGCCAGGCAGUCGAACUACAAUUGACAAAAAGUACAGUCCCAACAGUCAAACUACAAUUCACACAAAGUACAGUCACAACAGUCAAACUACAAUUCACACAAAGUACAGUCCCAGCAGUCAAACUAUAAUUGACACAAAGUACAAGCCAGGCAGUCGAACUACAAUUGACACAAAGUACAGGCCCAGCAUUCAAACUACAAUGACACAAAGUACAGGCCCAGCAGUCAAACUAUAA